Messenger RNA from Alosa alosa (allis shad), 2909 nucleotides. RefSeq names its product metaxin 1a (gene mtx1a). Bases 13 to 978 code for a protein of 321 amino acids. The record is from RefSeq and is a predicted model, not a curated record. Gene Ontology annotation, cellular component: SAM complex. The transcript is spliced from 8 exons. Gene Ontology annotation, biological process: mitochondrion organization. NCBI's taxonomy places the organism in Eukaryota, Metazoa, Chordata, Actinopteri, Clupeiformes, Clupeidae.
UUUCAUAUUAAGAUGGCGACUCCCUUGGAGUUAUUUUGCUGGAAAGGCAACUGGGGAUUGCCUUCUGUCAACACCGAAUGCCUUAUCGUGCUGGCUUAUGCAAGGUUUGCAGGAGUACCUCUCAAACUUCACAAAACUGCCAACCCUUGGGGAAGUCCUACAGGCAUCCUCCCAGCGCUGAAGACUCAAGAGAAUGGCAGCUUUUCUCAGCCCAGUAAAAUCAUCAUUGAAUUCAGGAAACAGAAGUACAAUGCUGACUUUGACCUCUCAGCGAAAGAGGGAGCAGACACACUGGCUUUCAUAUCUCUGGUGGAGGAGAAGCUGAUGCCUGCACUGAUCUACGCUCUGUGGGUGGACCCCAAGAACUAUGUGGAGGUGACCCGCCGUUGGCAUGGCGACAACAUUCCCUUCCCACUGAACUUCUUCCUGCCGAGCCGCAUGCAGCGGCAGCAGCUGGCCCGCCUGCGCCUCAUCAAGGGGGACGAGACCCUGGAGGCCGGCGAGGACAUGGAGAAGGAGCUUUACCACGACGCCCAGGAGUGCAUGGAUCUCCUCUCUCAACGUCUUGGUUCCAGCAAAUUCUUCUUUGGAGAUUCGCCUUCCUCUCUGGAUGCGUAUGUAUUUGGCCACUUAGCGCCUUUGCUGAAGAUCAAGCUGCCGUGCGGGCGCCUCCAGCAGCAUCUGAAGUCUCUGGACAAUCUGACGCGAUUCUGCUCCAACAUCCUCACCCUCUACUUCCCUAGCGAGCCUAAUGAGGGCGCGGCUCACAAAGUGUCCACUCAGCCCGAGGCCAACGAGUUUGACAACGAGCCCAACAAGAGGAGGAAGCAGCUGCUCUCUCUGGUCUUUGCCCUGGGGGCCAUGCUGAGCUACGCCCUGCUGACGGGCAUCGUCUCCAUCGAGCACGUGCCCACCGAGGAGGACCUCAGGGAGCCACAGGGCAUCGCAGAGGCCUCCCCAGGCGAGGACGAGGAGUGAUGUGUGUGUGUGUGUGUGUGUGUGUGUAGACGAGGAGAGAGUAGAAAGGCGAUAGAAUGGGAUAGAGCAUCAGGGACAGGUGUGGGAGUGUUUUGUGAUUAACAGUUUUAGGGGACCAGCACAGUUAGUGGUGCAAAGCAUUUCUCUAAAGACCAAGAGGAACCACUCCCUGAUUUUGGUUUCUCAUAUCAGAUGACGUGAGCAAGAACCAUUAGGUUUUAUGUUACAGAUGGAUAAAGAUUUUUUUUAUUGCAUGAUAAUCAUGAUGGCCAAUUCAAUUUGUCAACUUAUCAGUUAAACAACGACUAAGUACAGUGAUGACCAAAUUUUUUCACUUUAUCAGUGUUGUAUUUAUUUUCUUCAGAAGCAUGUACUCUUUACUAUGAAAAUGUACUAGGGCACAUUUGCUUAUUCAUUAGAGAAAUUAUGACUGCAUUACUGAAAUUGCAGGCCUUUUUUCUGCGCUAUCCAAUUCUCUCUGUUUUGGAUAAACACACCAUGUCCAGCCAUGACUAGUCAAGCCAAACUAAUGAUGCAGGUCUCAAUGAAAUUACCUGUGGGGACCAACAUAACCCAGGAAACCUUUCAUCAAAAACUUUACCCAGAUUUGGGACUAUAAUUCCUUAUAGGUGGAUCAAAUUUGCACUUGAUAUAGAGGAACUCCAUUGUUGCCUUGAGUGAGUUGAUUUUGGCUUUUAUGUCUUUUUGUUGUUGUUGUUGUUGUUGUCGUCGUGUUUAUUUUGAUUUCUUCUUGAAACGUCUUUCCCCCUCUCUUUUUAGGUUUUAUGUUCGAACCUAAGAUCAGGUGUUUUUAUGUACAUUUUGUUGUAUGCAGCAAAUGGCUGAGUAGAGUCCUGAAAGCUAUACCAAGGAGCGAGAUUGGUGGUAUGUUGAGCCUAAAGCUAGAGGCGAAUGCCCCUGGUGGACUUCUUUUUCUUUCAACUUUUACAUUUUUGUGUCAAUUGUUUAUAUUGUUUAUGUAAACAAAAUGGAAAGCAACAAGGCAAUUGCCACAAACUUUUGCCUGAAUUGAACGCACCUCUGGCUUUAAGCUCACUGUACCAUUUCUCUUGUUUCAUCAUGCACCCCAUUGUUUUUAUUUUAUGUGCAUGAGUAUCCAUAUACUGCUACUUAAGUGUUCAAAUGGCAGCAUAGUGGCUGAAUGGAUACUUGGGACUAUUAUCAAUAUAUUCCUACUGAACCAGAAUAUGACCAGAAUUCAACCAGAGGACUGUUCCUCUUUAUGUGAUCUGGCUGAAGCUCUAAAAUAUCUGAGAUCUUGUCAUAUUUCUAACAGACCAAUGCUUGUGCUGUCUGCAGCUCGUUGUAAUUUGAUGUCUUAAUUCACAGUCUGAAGCACUGAUUUGAAUGGAACAUCACAAAAGUAUAUUAGCAACAUACCAAAGAAUAAGCCUUUGCUGCUUUUUCAAAAUAUUACUCAAUAAAAGAGAUUGACUCAGUGUCCAAAAGCGUAAAUCUUUCAAAGAUGUGUACUUGUGCUUGUUACUGCGACCAUCUCCCUUUUCUCUGUGGUUGAGUUUGUUUCAGUGUGUGCUGAAAGCUAAGAUCUCUGGAGUUGUUUCAAAGUAAAAAAAGAAAUAAAUAAAAAAAAGAAUAGUGAUCUUGGAAGCCAUCUCCCCAAAUAAUCUGGAUUUAUCAACUACUUAGUUUUAAAUGUGUAAUCAAGCAAGAUGGAGUACAUACAUUAAUAGUUUGUUGUUCACUACUAACUUGCCAGACUUGAGAAGAAGUGCAUUUAUGAUUUAAUCGUGAUCACAACAAGCACUUAAUCUCUUGCAUGCUCUUGUUACAAGACCAAUAAUGUGUGCAUUGUUACUUAUCCUAAUGACGAGAAAAAUGUAAAUAUGUUGCAAAUGAAUAUUAUAUUUUCUUAAUUUAUGAAUGAAUGAAUAAAUGGGCCUUGAACACAA